Pyricularia oryzae 70-15 is the source of this 1803-nucleotide messenger RNA. RefSeq names its product Fe-S cluster assembly protein DRE2. The coding region runs from base 523 to 1506 and encodes 327 amino acids. The transcript has 2 exons. The record is from RefSeq and is a predicted model, not a curated record. Gene Ontology annotation, cellular component: cytoplasm. NCBI's taxonomy places the organism in Eukaryota, Fungi, Ascomycota, Sordariomycetes, Magnaporthales, Pyriculariaceae. Gene Ontology annotation, molecular function: iron-sulfur cluster binding. Gene Ontology annotation, biological process: iron-sulfur cluster assembly.
GAUGUCUGUAGGCGCUUCAGUACCAGUGUCGAAGCCGAUGAAAUAAAUUGUCUCUGUUAGCUGACCAAUCAGUUAUCCCUUAUUGAGGGUAAAAGACAACCAAAUGAGCGAAGAGCGCAGACAAAGUGGGAAGAAGGGCCCCACAAUGUUUCUGUAGGGCGAACUGCUGUCAAGUGCAUUUGUAAUUGCAGUAAAGAGAUUGAUAAGAUUGACUGAACCGCGAUUGUUCUACACGCAACUCUACCAAAAUCAGAGUCUGGGGAAAAAAAGGAAGCUUCACUACAUGUUAACUACCUGCACAACAUAAAACUCUGCAUUGUUUCCUUGAAACCUGAAAGAAUUUUUUGAAGUCUACCAAGUCAACAACGCGACGAACUUUUUUGACACUGGUUUGCAAUUUCGGCGUUUGAUCGGGUUUCAAGCACAGGUGCCCCUCCGCCGGUUUUACGCCACCCGCGUACCCCGCGAAAGUAGAAGGGAGAAAAAAAAAGAAGAAAAAAGAAAAAGAAAAAAAGCUACACAAUGUCGCCCGCGACCGUGACAAUCGACACGACGCCCGACUUUAGCAAUGGCGGCGCACCACACAGCACACUCCUCCUUGCACCGCCCGCCAUGGCGGCGCAGCAGGACGCCAUGGCCGCCGCGCUGACGGACGCGGCCCCGCUCGGAAGCAGGCCGGAGCUCUACAUGCUGGACCGGCUCGCCGCGGGCCUGACGAACCUCGCGCCCGCCGCCUACGACCUCGUGCUCGUCCUCGCGUCCGGCGCGGACCCGCUGCUCUCGCGGCGCGACGUCUUUGCCAAGAUCGCCGACGCAAUGAAGCCCGGCGCCAAGCUGCGCUCCCGCGACGGCUCGCCGCUCGACGCCGCCAUCGCCAAGGAGGCCAUCCUGGCCGGUUUGGUCGAGAGCGCAGAGGGGGCCUACGAGAAGCCUGCCGAGGAGGUGGCCGCCGUGCCGCUGAAGUUUUUGAAAAAGAAGAACAAGGGAGAGGGCGGCGGUCCUGUGCAGAGCCCCGCUGCCGCUACACAACCAACUGCGCCGGCGCCGGCCGCUGCUGCAAAGUCUCUACCAAACGGCGUGGUGAUGGUGGAUCUGAAUGACGACUUUGACGUGUCGGACGACGAGAUGAUCGAUGAGGACGAACUCAUGACGGAGGAGGAUCUGAUGCGCCCUAUCCAGCAACCCCCCGAGUGUGCCCCCAAGCCUGGAAAGAAGCGACGCGCAUGCAAAGACUGCACGUGCGGCCUGGCCGAGCGCCUCGAGGCCCAAGACAAGGCGAGGCGUGACAAGGCCGACAAGCAGCUGCAAGAGAAGGCAGCGACGCCCUUCAAGCUCGCUUCCGAGGACCUCAACGAGCUCGACUUUACGGUGCAGGGCAAGACGGGCUCUUGCGGCAGCUGCGCCCUCGGCGACGCCUUCCGCUGUGCAGACUGCCCUUAUAUCGGCCUCCCGGCGUUCAAACCCGGCGAGGAGGUGACGAUACUCAACAACGUAGCGCAGCUGUGAAAAUGGGAAUCUUCUUUUGUGGUGUGGCUUUGAUACCUUUUCUGUGGGGGUUUCGUUGGCAUUGCAGCUCCAGCGACAUAUAUAGAGGAGCGGCAGGUUUGGGGAGUAAAGGCGUUCUGGGUUGUUAAAUGAUACGAAAACGCAUUGUUAAUUUUAAGUUGUUAUUUCUACACCUGAAACUCAUGGACCAAAACCAACUCAAGUUCUUGCUGGCAGCUAAUGUCCUGGUUUUUAAGCAUGAGCUGAACAAAUCACAAACAGAGAUAAUACCCUCAAAAACAAGUACACUGAGAUCAG